Molecule: messenger RNA, 936 nt
Organism: Paramecium sonneborni
Lineage: Eukaryota; Ciliophora; Oligohymenophorea; Peniculida; Parameciidae
Source: the annotation of a GenBank genome assembly
AUGAGAGCCAUUAUAAAAACAUCAUACUUUAAUUAACCAAAAUAAACUAAGAAGCCAAAAAAGGCAGAUCCUUAAAAAAUUAUAAAAGGUUUAGAUAAAUUGAAUAAUUAUUAUCUGAGAAAUCUAGCAAGUGCCUAUUAACCAUUAAUGAUAAAUAUGAUUUAACAAAUGAAAAGAGAAUUUUAGAUUAUUGAAUUAGUAUUAAAUAAUUUCAAUAUAAGCUUAGCAAUAAAGUAAAUAAAAGACAUUUAAAAGAAAUAUUUUUAGCAUGGAAAAUAUAAAGUCAACAGCCUCAACCAUAUAAAUUACAAUUACCAUAUAGUCCUCCAAAAAAGGAUUUAAGUAAAAGAAGUUCAGGUAAAAAAUCAGUUUAAUCCAAAACCCCAAGAAAUGAAGUUAAAUUUUAUACUCCAGGAAGAGAAUCUUCAAAAAGUGUAAUUUCAACUAUCUCAAAGGAAGAUGAUUAAUAAUAAUCUAAUUAAAUUGCUGAUAUUUUUCGAUUAAGAAAAUUUUGGAAUAAAUUUAAAUUAUUUGCUAAUUUUUAAAAGCAUUUAGCAUUUAAAUCUAGACAUUUUAGAAAUUUUUGUAUUAUUCGAAAAUAUUUUCAUAAGUUAUAAACCAUAGUUCACCUUAAAAAAUUGAAACUUGAAGGUAAUUCUUAAAUUUAUUAUAGAAUUUUAGAAAUCCAAACAUUUUUUUACUUUACGAAUAUCUUUCUCAAAAUGGUAUGAAUAUGGUCAAAAGAAAAUAAGAUAUCAAUUCAUUUUAGCAAAAUUAGGUUAAAAAUAAAAAUUAUUGUUAAUGAGAAAGGGUUUAAAAGGCUUACAUUUAAAUAGUAAAUAGAAAUAAUAACUUUAAUCAACAUAAAUAUCACACAAUUCAUAAAUAUAAAAAUAAUAAUAGAAGAAGAUCAAAUUUAUUCCUAAGAAAAAUUGA